AUGGCAGCACCUCCAAGAACGAAGCCCACGUGGCUCUCUAAAGCUGCUACUUACGUUGGACUCAACCAGAAGAACGCCGAAUUGGUUCUACGAAGAGCCCACGUGGAAUCACAUAAAGAGAAACUAGCACCCUUGUUUAACCAGAAGUACUUAGAUGAGCUCAGUUCCAAGUCCUUUGAAGAGCCAUUGCCCCAGACAGAGAAGUACUUGAAGCAUGCUUUGAAUGUACCGUUAAUUACAGUGACAAAUUUGAACGUCGAGCCAGGCCAGAAACACUUUAUAGUGUGGCUCUGUGUGUCCUCAUACUUUCCAUUGAUAUCUGCCUGUUUGGCGCCUUUGGGGAACCUUAUAUCGCUCGUGGCGUUGAUAGAACAUUGGAGAAUUGACCUAAAUACGGAAGAGUUGGUGGGGGAGGAUACUGCUGCUAAGGUACUCAAUUGGACAGCGUUUGUGGCUGGUAUUAUAGGUAACGUCUCGUUGCUCAUGAACUUUUCAGGAACGCUUCGGUACCUUGUCACACAGAGUGUUCUGAUAUUGUGUUGGAUUUCCGCUGCUUCUAUGCUUCUUAUAGCGGUUCUUUUGACAAACGCUAGCUUUGUGGGUGGAGAUGUGGAAUAUAGACGCUCUGAGGGCUUCUGGCUUGCUGUGUGGACUAUAUUCAUGUACUAUUCGUGCUCUAUUGUCCAGUUGAUCAACCUUAUAGGGUAUAAACUCAAGAAGUACCCUGCUUGUUAUAAUCUUGACCAGCAGCAGCGGCUGCUUAUUAACUAUACUAUGGUAUUUGCUAUAUGGCAGGCUAUUGGCACUGCGGUGAUGAAACAUCUUAUAGGUGGGUUAUCAUAUGGGGCUUCUUUAUAUUACUGUGUUGUUUCUGUGUUUACUGUGGGACUAGGCGAUAUACACCCUGUGUCGACUGGAGCCAAAGUGGUUGCACUUAUAUUCUCCUUUGUUGGGAUUAUAAACCUGGGUAUGGUCGUAACGACGAUAAUUAGAGUGGUUGUACAUUCAGCUGGACCUAGCGUGUUUUGGCACCACGUAGAGGUACGACGCUUGAAGCUUUUGGAUAGGUACGAAAGGAACCCAGAAGAUCCUAUUUUCCAGGACUCGUUUCAGCUCAUGAGGGACAUGAGGGAAGGCGUCAACCGCCGUCAGAUCCGUUUCAACGGUAUCAUGAGUUUAUUCAUGUUCGUUGGGUUCUGGCAAAUCGGGUCUGUGGUGCUAUAUGUCGCUGAAGACUGGACGUACUUCAACUCGAUGUACUUUUGUUUCCUUUGCCUUUUGACGAUCGGGUAUGGAGACUUUGCACCUGCCUCCGUCUUUGGACGAGCUUUCUUUAUCCAAUGGGCCAUGGGAGCCGUUCCCCUUAUGACGAUAAUCAUAUCGACAGUAGCAGAUGCAGCUUUCAACACUGGCGACCGUAUAGAGCUAAUGUUGAAGCUCUUGCUCCAAUGGAGAACAUCUGACGAAGCUGAACUUCAAGAAGACCUUGAAUCUCCAUCCCCCAAAGAAUCAACUACCCCUACAUCCUCCCAGGAUCCCACCCAAAACUACAUCAACAAGACCAUCGCAGACCUCGAGAUCCUCGAGGCUAUCGUUCUCGACGCCCUAGAACAACCUCACAAACAGUAUACCUACGACGAGUGGUCUUCCCUUCUACAAAGAUUCCACCUAGACACUCAGAAUGCCCAAGACGCUCCAUGGGUUAACGAUGCAUCACCUCUACGACUUCCACUCAAAGAGCCCCACUACCUUCUCAUGAACAUCCCACGUGCUGCCCACGACCCGGUGGUGUUCAGGCUCUCUUCGUCUGUUCAGCUUCAUCUUUCACUGUUGACAUAUGCUGCUUAUACGCUGAUAGGCAUAGCGUUGCUCUGGCCGUGGAACUGUUAUUUAUCUGCAUCAGCAUACUAUGGGGACCGGUUUAGCGAUACGCCUGGUCUUUCGAAGGCGUACUCGUCGACGUUCAUGUCGGUGUCUACGGUGACUACGAUGUUGACGUCGUACUACUUAUCGCAGAAACAGGAGGGCGUGAAUUACCAUAAGAGGAUAUUCACUGGUUUGGUGGUGACGGUGGCGAUAUUUGCGUUUUUGGCGUUGACGUGUUAUGCUGAUUUUUUUAUUUUCAUGAAAGAUUACUCGUUCUUUGGUCUUCUUAUGGUGACGGUGCUUUUGAGCGGUAUGGCGUCGAGUUUGGCUCAAAACGGUGCUUUGUCGUCGGCAAAUGUGCUUGGAAGCAUUUAUACGAACGGUGUGAUGGUGGGACAAGCUAUCGCUGGUGCUCUUCCACCGUUGGCGCUUAUAUGUUCUCUUUUAUUGACUGGAAAGAACGAAAACGAGGAUUCGGGUGAAUCUCAUCCACACAAGGCAAAAAACGUCGGGCUUACGAUCUACUUCCUUAGCGCAUGCCUUGUGGCGCUUAUCUCGGUGUUUAUGCUUGGUUUGGCCAACAGAUACAAGAAUGCCAGUGCCUAUGUAUCGUUAGACGGCGAAGAAGGUCAAGAGGACGCCGAGGAACCUAUCCAAAUCACGCAAAAGAAGCAUGUACCCUUUGGAUUGCUCUGGAGCAAGCUCAAACUCAUUGUCAUGGCGAUCUUCAUCACUUUCUGCAUCACCUUAGUGUUCCCAGUGUUUGCAUCCACCGUCACGUCAGUCAGACAAAACCCCGAGUUUGUUUUAUUCAAAAAGAGCAUCUACAUCCCGUUCAUCUAUUUGGUCUGGAACAUGGGCGAUCUCGUCGGCAGAGUGCUCUGCGGUAUGCCCAAUUCGUACUUCCUCGUCAGAGCACCGAAAAAGUUGAUCAACAUCGCCAUACUAAGAUUAGUAUUCAUCCCACUCUUCAUGACAUGCAACAUCCACCCAGGCACCUCCUCUCCCGUCAUCUCCUCCGACGCCUGGUACGUCUUACUACAAUUCCUCUUUGGCUUCUCCAACGGCCAGUUGUGCACUUCCUGCUUCAUGGUGGUUGGCGACAACUGCACCACUGACGAAGAAAAAGAGGCCGCCGGAGGCUUUGCUACAGUAAACGCCCAAGAAAUCGAAACGACCAAUAGCAUGUCGUUCUGGGACAAUAAUAAGGACUCUUUCAAAUCAUUCGGUGCUUCUACGGCCCGAGGAAUUAGCCGAGGAAGCAAGGCGGUGGCCAAAGCUGGCCACGAUACGUAUAAGAAGAACGAGGCUAAGAGGAAAGGGUUGCCUCCACCUGAUCAAAGUGGUGGCAGUUCGUCUGAAGGUGGUUCUUCGUAUACCAAUUACCAGUAUACGCCGCCAGAUAAGGAGACAUUGGCUGCUUUGCCUGGGCCAGUGAAGAGAAACGUUGGAGCUCAUGAGGUGCCCAAGGCAGGCGAGAAGUCCAAGUAUCCAGCUCCACAGAGGACUCAGUAUACGUCUGGCUCUCAGCAGCCUCAGCAGCAGCAGCAAAACUACCAACAGCAGAAUUAUCAGCAGCCUCAGCAACCCCAGGCCUCUGGUCAGCCUCAGCAACCCCAGGCCUCUGGUCAGCAACAGUACCAGCAGCCUCCCCAGCAGCCUGCCCAGCAACCUGCCCAGCAACAACAAGGCUACCAGCAACAACAGGGGUACCAGCAGCAGCCAGAUCAACAGCAACAAUACCAACCUCAACCUUACCAACCGCAGCCGUACCAGCCCCAACAGUAUCAGCCUCAGCCGUACCAGCCUCAACCGUAUCAACCUCAGCAGCAACAACAACCUCAACAACAGCAGCAACAACAGCAGCAACAACCUUACCAACCGUAUCAGCCACAAAAUAACGUGCCUAGCUACGAACAGGCUCCAGGUACGACUCCUUCAUACGCUCAGGCUCCAGGUACUGGUCCUAAUGAACUGAGAGGACCUCCACCUCCACCUCCUCCGAGAGAAAACUCUUAUAGCUCUCAGCAAAGUGGUCCACCUCAACCUCCUCAGUAUGCUCAGUAUUCACAGGCUCCUCAGGGCUCUCCAAUGCAGAAUAAUGCCCAGAUUGCUCCUCAGUCUACGGCUCAAUCACAGCCAGAACAGGUUUCUUCUGAAUCAAGCACUGGCGAGUCGAAGAAAGUGCAAAUGUUCAGGCCUGACGUGGAUUUGAGCCAGUUUGCUCCUCCUCCAAUUCAUAAGGGUAGAAAUGGUGCUCCUAGUCCUGGAGUGCCAAAGUCUCCUGCUGGUCUGACUGCGUCGCUACAUUCAAGAGAGUCUAGGGCUUCGCCAGAACUUCCGUCUCUGUCGGGUUCGAUUAAAAGGUAUCAAAGCACUGCUCCUGAUCCCACGCUGUUUAUUCCUCCUCCAGGUAUAAGAAAGGAUGGCCAACCGCCAGUAGGAUACCAGAAGAUCCCACCAAAACAGCCUUCGAAUAUCCCACCACCAACUCCUAAUGCCCCUAAUCCUGCUGCUCCUAAUCCAGUUGCUCCAGGCCCUCCUCCACAGUUGCCACUGAGGAAUUCGGAUUCUGCUUCUGCGGUUGCAUCCAAACCAGCCAAACCAGCUCCACCUAAACCUCAAUCGAAACCUGCGCUUCCUUCAAAUCCUGCUCCAUCGGGCAAUGCUCCUCCUAGUCUUCCAUCAAGGGAAGCACCACGCGCUGCAUCGCCUCCUCCUCCUUAUGCCAUGGCUGAUAAUGAGCCAGAGACGCCUAGUGCACCUCCUGCUCCGGCUGCUUCAUCUGAUGGGACCCCAAAUUUUGCUGCACAAAUAGCUCAGUUAAGGAACGGUGCUGCUUCACCAACGGCUGAAGCAUCGGCUCCAGUAAAAAAGGCUGCUCCUCCUAAACCUGCUAAGCCAGCAAAACCUCCAAAACCAGCUAAACCAGCUCUUGGUCUGAAACCAGAAAUUGCUCCAAAGCCUGCCGUGGCGCCAAAACCUGAAAUAGCUCCAAAGCCAGAAAUAGCUCCAAAGCCAGAAAUUGCUCCAAAGCCUGAGGUAGCGCCAAAGCCUGAGAUAGCGCCAAAGCCUGAGAUAGCGCCAAAGCCUGAUGUCGCUUCGAAACCUGAAAUUGCUCCAAAACCUGCUCUUGCUCCAAAGCCACCGGUUGCUCCUAAACCGGCUUCAGAACUGGCACCAGAUGCGGGACAAUCAAGUGCUCCACCAAUCUCUAAGGCACCCCCUCCAGCUUUGCCUAGAAGAGACUCUCAACGUUCUAGCUCGGGACAGAAUGAUUCUACUACUUCUCGUGGACUUCCACCACUCAAUGCAUCUGUGCCGCAGACUUCGAAUCCUCCAAUAACUCCAAUUGUGCCUCUCGGUACUCAAGGUGGCCCUCCUUCUCAACCAAGCCAGCCUCCACAGCCUGCUCAGGCGCCUCAAGGUGAAGCUGAGGCGACUGCUCCACCACCUCCUAAAAGGAAUUACGAGAGAAAGGCUGCUCCACUUCCACCUCAAAACUCUCAGCCUCCAGCUCCAGCUCCGGUUCCAAACCCGGCGCCUGGCCCAGGUCCUGGUCCAUCGCCUUCUCAGGCAUCAACUAAUCCUCCUGAUCUCGAUUUGGAGAUGAGCACGGGUUGGUACAUGGCCACAGAUAAGCCAAUGGAGCUUCCAAAGUCUCUUCAGGGUCUCAACUACUCCACCUCGUUUAUGUACUCUACGCAAGGAGGACUAGGCGGAAGGAAGAAGACAUCUACGAGAGAAUUGACAGUUCGUCUUAAGGACUUAUCCAGAGUCAAGUACAGCUUCACCUGGAUCAAUGAAGAUAUCAGUACUGCUGAGGUGAAGGUGGCAGACUUCAUGCCAUCUCCAAUCACCACCAGAGUACCUCCACAUGCUGAUCUUGUUACUUACAGUCAGCAAUUCGGAGUGAAUGUUGCCGGAUAUUCCCUCCACAACGAAGGCCAACAAGUCGGUCGUGGUGAAUGUUGGGAUCUUGCCAAGUAUGCCUUGGAGCAAGGUUGUGCCAACCAAGCCUUUGUGUCUACCUACUACCAUCACGGUUUCCCCAUUCUUGAAGUACAAGGCGGUGCUAACGGCGCUAUGGUUACACGUCCACAAUGCGACGAUAUCCGUAAAGGUGAUAUUCUCCAGUUCACCACUGCCAAGUUCGAAAACAAGGCCACCGGUGCUUAUCAGACCGCAGGCGACCCAGACCAUACGUCAGUGGUGAUAGAUAAGGUUGGCGAGAAGAUCCAAGUGCUCGAACAAAACGUGGGCGGCGUCAAAACCGUCAAACGAGGCGAAUACGAGAUCGGCAACCUCACCCAAGGAAAAGUCGUCGUUUAUCGUCCCAUGCCUGCUGGGUGGGCCGAAUAA
Candidozyma haemuli is the source of this 6228-nucleotide messenger RNA. RefSeq lists its product as uncharacterized. Gene Ontology annotation, biological process: nucleoside transmembrane transport. Gene Ontology annotation, molecular function: nicotinamide riboside transmembrane transporter activity; nucleobase transmembrane transporter activity. Gene Ontology annotation, cellular component: plasma membrane; fungal-type vacuole membrane. The record is from RefSeq and is a predicted model, not a curated record. The transcript is spliced from 3 exons. The coding region runs from base 1 to 6228 and encodes 2075 amino acids. Lineage: Eukaryota; Fungi; Ascomycota; Pichiomycetes; Serinales; Metschnikowiaceae.